Molecule: messenger RNA, 1209 nt
Organism: Aspergillus candidus
Lineage: Eukaryota; Fungi; Ascomycota; Eurotiomycetes; Eurotiales; Aspergillaceae
Exons: 6
Coding region: 1-1209 (402 amino acids)
Source: RefSeq, a predicted model, not a curated record
AUGAAGGCAGUCUUGAUGCCUCGGUACCUGACUGUUCCUCGUGGUGCUGCCUCCCUCCUCGCCUCCGCCAAGGGUCGGGCUCCCCGGUCGACGCAGCCAGUCACUCGUUUAACUUCCCGGCUUGCGAUCAACCGUGGGUUCGCCUCGGCUCCUUGUCCCUCUUUUCAGCCGGCCAUCACCACCCAGCCUGGCGUCCACUCCUUUGCCGACAUCACGCGACGAUCGCGUCUCGGCUUUCCUCUUUGCCCUCCGGCGCCUGCGCCAUCCACUCGUUUCUUCACCCCCCUCCCAGGUCCGAUACCUGCCCCUCUUUUGUUCCAGCGGUCGACCCGUCUCCAACAGUCGACACGCUGCCCCUCCCAGGCGGCGGCCUCCUCCGUCCACGCCACUCGUUCGGCCCGUGCCCCGGCCGCGGCCCCAGCCCCGCGGCCUGCCCCUCGUUUCCUCGUCCGCCCUUCGGUCCGCGAUGCCGAGCCUGUCUCUCGUUCCAUUCCGGCUCGUGCUCGUGCCCCGACCCGGGCCCCGACCCCAGCCCCAGCCGCCGUCUCUCGUUCGGCGCGGCUGUUGGCCCGCCAUCCGGCUCCCCCACCGACCCCGGCCAAGGCCACCGUCUCUCAUUCGGCCCGCCCCGUGGCUCGCCAUCCCGUGCCCUCGCCGACCCCGGCCAAGGCCACUGUCUCUCGUUCGGCCCGCCUUUUGGCCCGCCAUCCCGUGCCCCCGCCGACUCCGGUCCGUCGUUCCUUCGGCUGCCCCCCUGUGCUUGAGCGCAUGGCCAAGCGCAGGGUCGCUCAUCGGCAGGAGCUGGAGCGUCUGAAGGGGCUGCAGCGUUUGCAGCCGUCCGUUCCUUCCGUGAGUAUCACUCGUUCUCCUUCUCCCACUCGUUCCCCUCCUGUCGCUCCUUGCCCCCCUGCUGUGGCGGGCUCUUCUCCCAAGCCGACCCCCGUGCAGUCCACCCAGGUGGGCGGCGAGGUGAAGCCGAAGAAGAGAAGCGGGCCAACGUAUUCCUGCCUGAAAUGGUGGUGCGACGCUUCGCACCAAGGCAAGAUCUACGUCGUCGGUAUCGGCGGAAGGGUGCAGCAUGAUGGCCCGGUGCCAGACCGUCUUGUUGAUGGACUGCGUCAUCGGUGUCGUCGGAGAUGGAAGAGUGGUGGUCCGAUGCACGGCCUCUUCGGAGCGUUUCGUGAUCGGUGUCGGUGGAGGGCGUGUUAG